Molecule: messenger RNA, 738 nt
Organism: Acanthisitta chloris (rifleman)
Lineage: Eukaryota; Metazoa; Chordata; Aves; Passeriformes; Acanthisittidae
Gene: HROB
Product: chromosome unknown open reading frame, human C17orf53
Exons: 7
Biological process (GO): recombinational repair
Source: RefSeq, a predicted model, not a curated record
UCCUGCCACUUCCCGAAACUCUUUGGGACUGAUGAGGAGCUGGCAGAUGAGACUCCUGUGGCCCCUGGGCCCCUGCAACCCCCCAUGGUCACCAACCACCUGGUGCAGCUGGUGACAGCAGCCACCAAAGGCCCUGGGAGAUCCCCCCAAAUCCCUCGGCGCAGGGAGACACGGAGAUUCCCGGGGCCUGCUGGGAUCCUGCCCCAGCAGCACUCUGGGAAGCUGCUGGAGGAGAUCCUGGUUUCUCCUCCUCAAAUUCCAGCUCAUGGGGCUGUGGCCAAGCCACGGGCACAGGCACUGCCCAGUUCCCAGCUGCCCACGGAGGAGGAUUUUGGGAAGGGGCCUUGGCUUGCCAUGAAGACAGAGCUGGGGCUGGAUGAGAAGGAUCCCAGCUGCUUCCUCCACACCUACAGCGUGGUCAUGGUGCUGCGGAAGGCAGCCCUGAAGCAGCUCCCAAAAAACAAGGUUCCCAGCAUGGCUGUGAUGAUCAAGACCCUAACCAGGACCAACGUCGACGCUGGCGCCGUGUUCCGUGACCCGACAGGGGAGAUCCAGGGCACAGUGCAUCGUGUGCUGCUGGAGGAGAGGCAGAGUGAGCUCCGUCCUGGCUCCGUGCUGCUCCUGAGACAGGUUGGGGUCUUCUCCCCCUCCCACCGCAACCACUACCUCAACGUCACCCCCAACAACCUGCUCAGAAUCUUCCCCCCUGAGCCCGAGGGAAGCUGCUCCCAGCGGCAG